AUGACUUCCGAGAGUUCAACGAUGUGUAAUGAAGGGAUCGGUUUUGUGAGCUUCGGUGAGGUGGAAGAAUUGAAGGAUGAAGGGUGUGUUAGGGAAGAAUGGAAGAUGAAAAUGAAGAAUGUGGUGUCUACGGCGGUGGUAUGUGGUGGGAGGAGGAGGUCGAGGGUCACCGGAUUGGAAUUGCCGCCGCCUAUUUCUUCAAUAGGGAGGAGUGGGAAGCCGUGGGUGUGGCUGGAAGCUUUCCGGCAAGAUGGUAGGUUCAUUUUGAAGGAGGUUGUGAUUCCGGGACAGGAAUUCUUGUAUGUUUGUAGAGAAGAUGGAAGGUUGAAGCUCAAGAUUGUCCAAUGUCAUGAUUUAAAGAGAGAUGAAGAAUAUAGAGAUUGA
Molecule: messenger RNA, 384 nt
Organism: Lactuca saligna
Lineage: Eukaryota; Viridiplantae; Streptophyta; Magnoliopsida; Asterales; Asteraceae
Source: the annotation of a GenBank genome assembly